Molecule: messenger RNA, 2613 nt
Organism: Hippocampus zosterae (dwarf seahorse)
Lineage: Eukaryota; Metazoa; Chordata; Actinopteri; Syngnathiformes; Syngnathidae
Gene: plaa
Product: phospholipase A2-activating protein
Exons: 13
Coding region: 90-2495 (801 amino acids)
Biological process (GO): ubiquitin recycling; proteasome-mediated ubiquitin-dependent protein catabolic process
Cellular component (GO): nucleus; cytoplasm
Molecular function (GO): ubiquitin binding
Source: RefSeq, a predicted model, not a curated record
GGAUGACGUCAUUCUGCUUCCGCUAGCUUUUAGCCUCCCGGCGUUGUCGUGUCGGAGUUCCCACGGUUCUUCUGGGUUUCACCGUCAGAAUGGAGGUAAACACGGCGUCAUCCAACUUUUACAGGCUUAGGUGCUCCAUUCCGGGCCACGAAAUGGAUGUCCGGGGGCUCGCGGCUGCUGUUUUCCCGGAAGGAGCGUUCGUUUCUGUGUCCAGGGACCGGACCGGAAGGAUCUGGGUCCCAAACUCAAGCUCCGACAACGGUUUCACGGAGAUGCAAUGUAUGUCGGGCCACUCGAAUUUUGUAUCAUGCGUAUGCAUCAUUGCACCGAGCGAAAUGUACCCCCGAGGACUCAUUGCCACUGGGGGGAACGACAAUAACAUUUGCAUAUUCACACUGGACCAACCACAGCCCUUGUACACUCUUAAAGGUCACAAAAACACAGUUUGUACUCUGUCCUCGGGGAAGUUCGGAACACUUUUGAGUGGCUCCUGGGACACCACGGCCAAAGUGUGGCUCAGUGAAAAGUGCAUGAUGACGCUGCAGGACCAUUCUGCGGCGGUGUGGGCAGUGGCCAUGUUGCCUGAGCAAGGACUCAUGCUGUCCGGAUCGGCAGACAAAAGCAUCAAGCUGUGGAAAGCAGGACGAUGUGAGAAGACAUUUACAGGUCACGAGGAUUGCGUACGGGGACUCGUGGUGAUCAGCAGCACUGAGUUCUUCUCUUGCAGCAAUGACACCAGCAUCAGGAGGUGGCUGGUGACAGGCGAAUGCACACAAGUGUACCACGGGCACACUAACUACAUCUACAGUAUUGCAGUCUUCCCAAAUAGUCAAGAUUUUGUGAGCACAGGAGAGGACCGAACUGUGCGAAUAUGGAGGGGUGGAGAAUGUACGCAGACUAUCCGCCUGCCUGCUCAGUCUGUGUGGUGCUGCUGCAUCCUACCAAAUGGCGAUAUUGCUGUAGGAGCCAGCGACGGCAUCAUCCGAGUGUUUACGGAGGCCGAGGACCGCGUGGCAAGCGCUCAGGACCUACAGGCCUUUGAGAACGAGCUCUCGAAUGCUACCAUCGACCCCAAGACGGGAGACCUCGGAGACAUCAAAGUCGAGGACCUUCCUGGACCGGAACACCUCAAUGAGCCUGGGAAUCGCGAUGGACAGACGCGACUGAUUAAAGAUGGGCAGAAAGUGGAGGCUUACCAGUGGAGUGUCACCGACAGUCGCUGGGUGAAAAUUGGAGAUGUGGUCGGUGGCUCAAACCAGCAGACCUCCAAAAGUGUCGUGUAUGAAGGAAAGGAGUACGAUUACGUCUUCACGAUUGACGUGAACGAGGGCGGGCCAUCCAUGAAGCUGCCUUACAACGUGUCGGAGGACCCCUGGCUGACGGCGCACAACUUUUUGCAGAAGAACGACCUCAGCCCCAUGUUUCUGGACCAGGUUGCUAAUUUCAUCAUUGAAAACACCAAAGGACACGUGCUGGGACCCGCACAACCCGCUGCCGGUGGUGACCCGUUCACUGGGGGAGCGCGGUACAUCCCAGGGUCCGCGGACGGAAGAUCAAAUUUUGGAGGCGAUCCCUUCACAGGCUCUGGUCGCUACAUCCCCGGCUCCGGCCGUGACGCAGUUGCUCCUGAAGGCGUGGCCGAUCCCUUCACAGGUGCAGGCGCUUAUUCCUCAGCAGCACUCAGAUCGAAAACCACCAACAUUUACUUCCCAAAGACUGAUGCCGUUACCUUUGAGCAAGCCAAUAUUUCACAAAUUGUUGGCAAGCUGAGAGAGCUGAACGCAGGAGCCCCGCAGGAAGACAAGCUCUCUGAAGACUUCCUGGAAAGUCUGGAGAGGCUGCUGGCGUCCGUCUGCGGGCCUAAUGAGUGCCCGCCAACUAUUCAACAGAUCAACCUCCUCUGGAAGGCCUCGCACUGGCCUGAAGAUAUUGUAUUUCCAGUCCUGGACAUUCUAAGGCUGGCUGUGCGCCACCCGCAGGUCAACGAGAGCCUGUGCGGUGAGGCGGAGGGCGUCCAGCUGUGCAACCACCUUCUGAGCCUGAUGAGGCCCGAGGGCCGCGCAGCCAAUCAGAUGCUGGCGCUGCGGAUCCUGUGCAACUGCUUCAGCAGCAGCCACGGCCAAGCGCUCCUCAUGGCCCAGCGUGAAGCCGUCCUGUCGCGCGCGGCCGACUUGGCCUCCGUCUGCAAUAAGAACAUCCACAUUGCUCUGGCCACUCUGGUGCUGAACUACGCCGGCUGCCUGCACAACCAACCCGACCUGGAGGCCAAAGCCCAAUGCCUGUCCGUGGCCAGCCGAGCUCUGGAGACCGUUCAGGACAAGGAAGCCGUGUUUCGGCUGAUGGUCGCGCUGGGAACCACCGUGGCCUCCGACCAAACGGCCCAGGACUUGGCCCGCUCCCUGGGGGUCAACGCACAAAUUUCCCGGUACUCAUCCGUAUCCAAUCCCUCCAAGCUCGGCGAGUGUUGUCAACUGGUUUUAAAAGAACUGCAAUGACAAUCUUAUGGAAAAUUCCUUCCUGACGACGACGAUGAGCUUUUUUUAGCUGAUCGCUGUUUGGUCGAAACAUUGACCUGUAUGUUUGACAAUAAAUAAAAGGACACCUUCCAGCUUU